Molecule: messenger RNA, 1011 nt
Organism: Dentiscutata heterogama
Lineage: Eukaryota; Fungi; Glomeromycota; Glomeromycetes; Diversisporales; Gigasporaceae
Source: the annotation of a GenBank genome assembly
AAAAGCGCAAUAAUUGAAUAUCAUAAAUUUUAUCCUAAUACCAAUCCAAAUGAUAAUGAUGGAAGACUACUACAUUAUAUAUCUCUAUGUUUAUCUCAGGCUAGCUUAAUAGGAAGCCUUUUCGUGAUAUUCCAAACUCGUCGAAGAAUUAAACAAAAUACCAAUCUAUCGAUGGGAAUUCGAUUGCCAAUGUACAUAGCGAUCAAUAAUUCAUUAUCAUGUCUGUCUUACCUUGCGAAUGUUGUUGGGACUUUAAUUAUUGGUGUACCUUGGACUGGUCAAGCUUGUAUCAUCUAUGGUUUCUUUGAUGUAUUUAUGAUUUCGAUGAGUAUCACACUUGUAGCAUUGGUAACAAUUCGUACUUAUUUAAAAGUUAUAAAGAAUUUUUAUCUUGAUACUGGAAAAUAUGAUCAUAGGUGUUGGAGUUCUCCGGGUCAAUGGUCACUUGCAAUUUCAAUUUCUAGUCUAAUAUCUAUAACUGCUUUGUUAUGCAUAGUUUGUUACUCUCACAUAAUCUAUACAAUUAUAACAAUUCGGAGGCCUGAUGGAAAUGUUGGAAUUAAUGAUGUACAACAAAAAACUGCUACACGAAAGAUUUUGGCUUAUACUUUUAAUUACUUAAUUCAAUGGACGCCAACAUUACCAUUUAUUAUAGGAGUAGCCAGUGGAAAUGAUCCUUUAUGGGUUUAUUAUCUUUGUGUAUUAUCGAUUAAUAUUGGCGGUAUAGGAAAUGCUUUUCAAUACAUUUGUCAUGAAGGAUUUUUAUCAAACUCAAGGGCUUUGUCACACCAAAUUUCAAAUUCGAUUCCCAAUUUAAACACUUCGGAACAACUUUCGGAAACAAGUUAUAAUACAAAUAAUUCUGAAUUACCUAUUUUGAAAAAGGAAAAUAACUGCUGUACAAGUAUAACUUUUGGCAAUUUAUUGAAACAUGAAUCCAAAUUAGUAACUGUAUCUAAAAUAGAAAUUGAUAUUAUAACGAUAAGACUUCCCGAUAUAAUAUUAGAAUAG